This is a messenger RNA of Aphanomyces astaci, 1041 nucleotides long. RefSeq lists its product as hypothetical. The coding region runs from base 15 to 1013 and encodes 332 amino acids. Lineage: Eukaryota; Oomycota; Saprolegniomycetes; Saprolegniales; Verrucalvaceae. The transcript has 5 exons. The record is from RefSeq and is a predicted model, not a curated record.
UUUUGUAUCGAUUCAUGCUGCCAUACUGCUCGAGCGAUGCCAGCUACACAUGGAUGUGCCUCCGUGGCGUGGUGUUGGGUACCCUGUCGCUCGGUACGGUAGUCUUCUGCUUAUACGCCAUAUACAUCAUGCUUCCUGCGUGCAUCCAUGUAUCCCAACACCGUCCCAGCAUGGCACUGGUCGUCUUGGCCGCGCUCGAAAUGACGUGCGUCUUGCUUCGGUGUGUAUGGGUCGACGAACCCAAACUCAUGAUAGCCGCCAAGUACUGCCGAGGAAUUCAAGUGUCCAUCUCGUGCUGGCUGUAUGGCCUCAUGGCGUGCGACAUCACUGGCAAAAGGUCGCUAAUGUAUGGCCUGUUGAUGCCGCUGCUCGUGGCCGUAGCGGUUCUCAUGACUGCCGACGUUCUGAUCAUGCUGAAUGACCCGUACGUCGAUUGUCAUCACGCGUCCUGGCUUGUCAUGUCCUUGGCCUCGUCCACGUUGGCAGUGAGUUUUGCAGCAGCGGGUGGGGUCGUGUUGAAGGAAAUCAAGCUCGCGUCUGCGAUGCAGAGGCAUUUGCAUCAAACACUAAUCUCGCACCACAAGGAACUGGACCAUACGUAUCAUCAAUUGUGGUGGCUCGUUGUGAUCAACAUGAUUAGUUCCGUGCUCCAGCUCUCGUACGAUCUGUACAUUACCUACGUCGUUGGUGACGAACCGUGUGCAAAAAUCUUUUACGACGACGACGAUGGAGCGAUUGAGCAAAUCGUUCGGCUCGGACUGGCCUUGGCUACGUUUGUCUACCCGGAAUGGGUCACCGUCUAUGUGUUCUUCUGGAGCUCUCGACACAACUACGCCACGCACCACAUGGACGUUCCAGACAUCGAGUCCACCACCGAUGACGAAGAAGGUAGUCGCAGAGGACUGCUUGUGAACGACGACAGUCCCAGCGAUGCCAUGUACCACCACAUCCUUGACUUCGACGCUUUAUCAUCGCACAGGCAGGACCAGUUACCCCUAAGGCACGGCAAAUAAUAUAGCAAAUUAUGAAUAACUUUUGAAG